Molecule: messenger RNA, 2110 nt
Organism: Spinacia oleracea (spinach)
Lineage: Eukaryota; Viridiplantae; Streptophyta; Magnoliopsida; Caryophyllales; Amaranthaceae
Exons: 14
Coding region: 127-1932 (601 amino acids)
Biological process (GO): lipid metabolic process
Molecular function (GO): monoacylglycerol lipase activity; short-chain carboxylesterase activity
Source: RefSeq, a predicted model, not a curated record
CCAACUACCAAUAAAAAAAGGCAAAUCUACCAAAGCUUCUUUUUGUCUCCAUGUGCUUCAUUUCCAGUUUCUCCAUGGCCAUUAAUCAGUUAAUUACUCACUAAACUACUAUUAAACCUGGAAUUCAUGACCCCAAUUCCCGAAUUUUUGAUCCCAAUUUCUAGGGUUGUUGAAUAUAUCAUUCAAUUUCCCUUAUUCAUCACAAUUAUGGACGAUUUAUCCCCAAUUUUGAACCCAGAUUCUAACUCUCCAUAUCAACUGAUACUUCGAGCUCUUCUGAUGAUCCCAAUCUCUCACUAUUUAAUCGGAUUUGCGAUUUCUGUCGCCGUUUUUUUGUAUAAUUUUUUGGAAUUGCAUUUGAUCCGUGACAUUUUAACUGGAUUUCGAGGCCAGCCGAUCACCUUAACUUUCAAUUCUGAGUCCAAAUUCUAUGAAGGUGUCGUUUCCAAGUGUCGAGUUUUACAUGGAAGAUAUUUGGCUACACCUUGGUUAGCUAGUCCUCAUCUUCAAACUACUUUUCUGAAUUUUUUUGGAAGGGCCCCUGUCUUCAAUUAUAAAAGACAAAUAUUUCAUUUAUCUGAUGGUGGAACAAUUGCACUGGAUUGGCUUAUGAGUUCUGACGUGAAAGGGAGUGCAGUUUAUGUCGACAAUGUUAUUCCAGAAAAUGAUAGGACCCCUACUAUACUUGUGGUCCCAGGUCUGACAAGUGAUUCUGAUUCACCAUAUUUGAAGCAUCUCGUGUACAACACUGCAAAAUGUGGAUGGAAUGUUGUUGUUAGCAACCACAGAGGUCUUGGCGGUGUCUCUAUCACUUCUGACUGCUUCUAUAAUGCUGGAUGGACAGACGAUUUACGUGUAGUCAUUCAUCAUCUCCAUAGCAAAUACCCAAAUUCUCCCCUUUUUGUUGUGGGAACAAGCAUCGGAGCCAAUGUUCUGGUAAAGUUCCUUGGUGAAGAUGGGGAAGACAUUCCAAUUGCAGGGGCUGUUGCUAUUUGCUCUCCUUGGGACCUUUUGAUUGGAGCCCGGUUCAUUGGUCGCAAACUUGUCCAGAAGUUGUAUGACAGAGCUCUUACCGUUGGCCUGCAAGGUUAUGCACAGUUACAUCAACCCCGCUAUUCUCGACUUGCUAACUGGGAAGGAAUUAUAAAGUCCCGUAGCAUCCGAGAUUUUGAUACCCAUGCCACCUGCGUUGUGGGAAAGUAUGAGACUGUUGACACAUACUACAGGCGGUGUAGCAGUACUAGUUAUGUAGAUAAAGUAGCUGUUCCACUACUCUGCAUUAGUGCCUUGGACGAUCCUGUUUGUACCACAGAAGCCAUUCCAUGGGACGAAUGCAGGUUCAAUAAGAACAUUGUUCUAGCGACCCCACAGCAUGGUGGACAUCUUGCUUUCUUUGAAGGAAUAACAGCAUCCAGCCUCUGGUGGGUGAGGGCUGUCACUGAAUUCCUAGGAGUUUUACACUCGAGCCCGUAUAUGCAUAGACAAAAGAAGGUGCAGAAGCCUGGCCUAGUUCUUCCACCAGAACCUUCAAUCGAUCAGGGUCCAUAUGUAAAUGUAUCAGCACAAGGCGGGAUGGUUGCUGCUGUGGUCAAUGAGCCAACUGGAACUGAUGAGUUUGAAGACUCCUCUGAGUUGAACAAACCAACCAGUGAAAUGGCCGAAGACCCGGUUCAACAGCCGAGAGAAUCAGAUGUUCGAUCAGAUAGUCAAACCAAUGUACAGGUGUCCAGCACCUGUGACUCCCCUUGUCAUAGCGCAACUUCUCUCUUCAAGCGCCGUUUGGAACAGCUUUCUCGACACUCAAGAAAAUCAAUAUGGUUGCUCGCUUAUGUGGCCAUUGUUACAAGUUGGCCGUUGUUGGGUUCAGCACUCUCCUUCUUUUUCAAAAGGAAGAUCAAGAACAUAUCGCCUGCCCGCCUACAGAAAAAAUAGUGACUUCAGCCCGAUUCCUGUACGUGUCUUAGACUCUUAUUAGUGGCUUAUGUAAACCUUGCAUUUUAACAUGUUUACAUCCAUCACAUUUAUAUACAUGUAUACCUAGUAUUUUGCAAUAAUUCAUUAUUUCUGAAUAUUAUUCACUGCAAUAAAUCUAUUGGUGCAAAACUGCAAA